Messenger RNA from Neltuma alba, 1313 nucleotides. Its product is annotated as LEAF RUST 10 DISEASE-RESISTANCE LOCUS RECEPTOR-LIKE PROTEIN KINASE-like 2.7. Gene Ontology annotation, molecular function: polysaccharide binding. The record is from RefSeq and is a predicted model, not a curated record. The coding region runs from base 189 to 1061 and encodes 290 amino acids. The transcript has a single exon. NCBI's taxonomy places the organism in Eukaryota, Viridiplantae, Streptophyta, Magnoliopsida, Fabales, Fabaceae.
AACUAAAUUGAACUCCUCACCUUGCUCUAGCUUCCCAGAACUUCCCAGCUUGAAAUUUUGAAGGCCUUGUUUUUCAAAUCUGACGAUGUGAGUGAGGCAUAUCUUUAAUUUGGUGCACACAUAUAUCUUCCAACAGUUCAGUUUCAUUCAUUACUCUCAAACCCCUUUUCUUUUCUUCCAAUCACGAAAUGAAUCCUGCUGAUCUUCCCCAAUGUUCCAUCUUCUUCAUCCUUUUGCUCCUACUUUUCAUUAUAGCAGUUGGCGCCGAUGAUAGAUUCACAGACUGCAGUAACCGCUUCAGCUGUGGAAGCGUCAAUAAUGUUGGCUACCCUUUCUGGGGAGAUAACAGAGCAGAAUACUGUGGUCAGUCUGAUUUCCAACUCGCUUGCCAAAACAAUACUCCAAAGUUGAUCGUCAACUCUGUUACUUAUCGGAUUCUGAGUUUGGAAAUCAAUGAUCAGACACUCACAGUGGCUAGGGAUGACUAUUGGACAACUAUAUGUCCAGCCCAAUACAAAAACACUAGCUUCGAUUCCACCAUGUUCAAGCUUGCUGAAGGGUUUCAUGACAUGGUCUUCUUGUAUGAUUGCAGAAAAAGUUUUAAUGCAAUGACUGUCUUAAUCAAUUCAUCAAGCACAGAGUGCUCCACUAGUAGCGGUGCUGAGAAAGAUGUCUACUACGGGAUUGUAGCUUACGGUAUUGAUUUGACAGAAACUUGCAAAGUGGUUGCUAUUCCUAUAAGGGAUGUCUUCAUUGGUUUGGUGUUUGCCCGUCAAAAGGGAAUUGAAGAAGCAAUAGAUGAAGGUUUUGGAUUAAGAUCGAGCGUAGAUACUGAAGAGUGCGACAAGUGCGUCGAUUCUGGUGGGCAGUGUGGGUAUGAUCAGAAGUUCACAUGUUUCUGCCGCAACGGGGGUCAAGGAACCACGACGUGUUCUUCAUCAUCAGGGAAGCAUCCAGGUAUGGUGAUCUCUCAAAUGUCCAUGAAAAUUCCAAAAAUGGAUCAUUCUCAUCACGCAACAGUGAUUUACAUGUUUCAGAAAGGGUUCGGUGAGAUGGUUUAAACCUAUCUAAAAUAAGUUGAUUACAGAAUAUAGGCCUACUUUGCAUGAACCUAUAGAGAAAUUUGCCUUCUGGCUUAGUUAAGUAGUUACUCCAUUGAUCUUAGAUGUAAGAGCUAAUUGAGAGAUUUGCUUUACUCUAAAUAUAAAACCUUAAUUUACUUUAUCUCAUAAAUUUAUAAUUCUUCUUCUCCCAAACAAUUCUAUUGAUUGCACCUAAAAAAGAGCACUUUCCAAUACAAAUGAUUAAAUUAG